AUGGGUCAUCAUCAUCAUCAUCAUCACGGUCAUCACGGUCACUACGAUGUAGUCUACACUAACCCGGUCUACCCAGUCGGAUACGUUCCACCACCAGUCGUAGCCCCAAUCGCCCCAAUGGGAUACCCAGUCGCUCCAAUGGUUGCACCACCAGUCGCUCCAAUGGUCGCUCCAGUCUACCCAGCUGGUUACGUCUCCCCAGUCGUACCAACCACCACCAUCGUCUACGAAACCGGACACCACCACCACGGUCACCACCACCAUGGUCACCACCACCACGGUCACUGGUAA
Messenger RNA from Heterostelium album PN500, 291 nucleotides. RefSeq lists its product as uncharacterized. The transcript has a single exon. The record is from RefSeq and is a predicted model, not a curated record. NCBI's taxonomy places the organism in Eukaryota, Evosea, Eumycetozoa, Acytosteliales, Acytosteliaceae. Bases 1 to 291 code for a protein of 96 amino acids.